This is a messenger RNA of Phragmites australis (common reed), 2130 nucleotides long. RefSeq names its product cytochrome P450 734A5-like. The record is from RefSeq and is a predicted model, not a curated record. NCBI's taxonomy places the organism in Eukaryota, Viridiplantae, Streptophyta, Magnoliopsida, Poales, Poaceae. The coding region runs from base 234 to 1844 and encodes 536 amino acids. The transcript has 3 exons. Gene Ontology annotation, molecular function: monooxygenase activity; oxidoreductase activity, acting on paired donors, with incorporation or reduction of molecular oxygen; heme binding. Gene Ontology annotation, biological process: brassinosteroid homeostasis; brassinosteroid metabolic process.
ACCUGGACGACAAUAAGGUUUACUCAAAUACGAGUUCGAAAAACGAAGCUGAAAAUAACUUUAAGGCAACACUGAUACCAAGAACUCCUCUUCUUCUUUUUCUAGAUAAAGAUUUCCUCUUAUGUUGCCCAGCUAUAUAUAUAUAUAAGCCGGGAGAUGGCGGCAGCAUAUGCCAGGCCUCCUGCCUCCACGAAAAGGCGGGGCAGGUACUACCGGAGCACACCCACGACGUCAUGUGGUGGCCGUGGCAGUGGAGCGCGCUCGCCGCCGCGGCGGCGUGCUUCUGCCUGCACGUGGCGGCGGCGCGGCUGAUGGAGGCGCUGUGGUGGCGGCCGCGGCGGCUGGAGCGGCACUUCGCGCGCCACGGCGUGCACGGGCCGGGGUACCGCUUCUUCGUCGGCAGCUCCAUCGAGCUCAUCCGGCUCAUGGUCGACGCGUCCUCCCGCCCCGCGCCGCCCGAGGCGCCGCACGACGUCCUCCCCAGGGUGCUCGCCUUCUACCACCAUUGGAGGAAGCUCUACGGUCCGAAGUUCCUGAUUUGGUUUGGGAGCACGCCGCGGCUGACGAUCAGCGAGCCGGAGCUGAUCCGGGAGGUGCUGCUGUCGCGGGCGGAGCACUUCGACCGGUACGAGGCGCCACCGCUCGUUUGCCAGUUCGAGGGCUACGGCCUCACCAACCUCCACGGCGACGAGUGGGCCCGCCGGCGCAAGACCCUCGCGCCCGCCUUCCACACCGAGAACCUCAAGCGACUCGUGCCGUUCGUUGGCGAGACGGUGCAGCGGAUGCUGGAGGAGCGCGUGCUGGAGGCGGCGGGCGGCGGCGAGGUGGAGGUGGAUGUCACCGAGUGGUACCCACGCCUGCCGCAGGAGGCCAUCACUCUGGCCACGUUCGGCCGGAACUUCGACGAGGGCAGCGUCGUGUUCCGGCUGCUGGACGAGCACGCCAGCUACGCCACCGAGGCGCACACCAAGGUCUUCAUCCCCGGCUACAGGUUCCUCCCGACGAGGAGGAACAGGCGCGUGUGGAAGCUGGACAGGGGGAUCAGGAGGCUCCUGGCCAGGUUUGUCGCCGGCAUGCAGAGCCGCGGCGGCGACCGCCAGGGCGAGAGGCGGGAGGACGGCGGCGGCGUGAGGGACUUCAUGAGCUUCAUGGCGCCGGCCAUGACGGCGGAUAAAAUCAUCGAGGAGUGCAAGAACAUCUUCUUCGCGGGGAAGGAGACGCUGACCAACCUCCUCACCUGGGCCACCGUCGCGCUCGCCAUGCACCCGGAGUGGCAGGACCGGGCGCGCUGGGAGGUCCUCGCCGUCUGCGGCCGCCGCGGCCUCCCCACCAAGGACCACCUCCCCAAGCUCAAGACCGUACCUUGGGAUGAUCGUGAACGAGACGUUGAGGCUGUACCCGCCGGCGGUAGCGAUAAUCCGGAAGACGAAGCGGGACGUGGAGCUCGGCGGGUGCGUGGUGCCGGCGGGCACGGAGAUCCUGAUCCCGAUCAUGGCCGUGCACCACGACACCAACGUGUGGGGCGCCGACGCAACGGAGUUCAACCCCGCGCGGUUCGCGGACUCCGAGGCGGGCAACAACCGGCCGCGGCACCCCAUGGCGUUCAUGCCGUUUGGCGGCGGCGCGCGGGUGUGCAUCGGGCAGAACCUGGCGCUGAUGGAGGUCAAGGUCGCGCUGGCCGUCGUGCUGCAGCGGUGCGAGUUCCGGCUGUCGCCGGCGUACGUACACGCGCCCCAGGUGCCCAUGAUACUCAAUCCGCAGCACGGCGCGCCGGUCAUCUUCCGGCCGUUGUGACCCACGGCUAUCCCACAUAUCAGCUCAGAAAUCCUAUUGGAUUCCAUUGAUUCCUUCCUGUAAAUUAUCAUCUCUCGUUGUUAACUGCAAAUAUAUAGAAGUAUACCAUACGUGACAAGUAUCGGAUUUAGAAAGAAGGAUAGAAAAAAAAUCUUUUCUAGCUGUUACUUUUCAGACUUCUUCGUAUAUGUUAUUUGGCUCUUUCGGUUCUGAACAGAAAAUAGGCAAUGCAUCUGCCGGCUUUAAGGACUGGGUGAAUUCGAAUCUUCAACAGUCCUGAAUUUCACACAAACAAAAUAAUGUGCAGUAUUUGCAAACAUGAGACAUCAAAACAUG